Oryzias melastigma (Indian medaka) is the source of this 1909-nucleotide messenger RNA. RefSeq names its product hydroxysteroid dehydrogenase like 1 (gene hsdl1). The record is from RefSeq and is a predicted model, not a curated record. Lineage: Eukaryota; Metazoa; Chordata; Actinopteri; Beloniformes; Adrianichthyidae. Bases 220 to 1185 code for a protein of 321 amino acids. The transcript has 5 exons. Gene Ontology annotation, cellular component: mitochondrion.
AACCGGAAGUGUUUGAUCACGUGACAAAUGUUUUGUUUCUUACUGAAAAGUGGACCAAACGCGACCUUUAUUCAGCAAAGGCUUGUUAAAAACGUUAUAUAAUAGAAAUUCAACUUUUUUAGAGGAUAUUUUCCUUAAGAGUAACGUGCUAGCUGUCUUUUAAUCCCACCGUUUUCUUUCUGGGAUGAUUCUGAACUAACAAACUAGCAUAGGUGAAGCAUGGCAGCGGUUGACAGCUUCCAGCUUUUGUACAGGGAAAUUUCUCGCUCGUGCGGCUCUUAUGUGGAGACCCUGGCCCUCGUGGGAGCUCUUUACACCGCCAGCCGAGCCGUCGUCCUGCUGACUGAGUGCUGCUCGCUGGUCAGGGUUCAUUUUCUGCCGAAGAUGAUCCCCAACAAGAAGCUGGGUCAGAGGUUUGGAGACUGGGCUGUCAUUAGUGAUGCAUCUGAGCCUGUAGCCAAAGCGUAUGCAGAAGAGCUGGCCAAACACGGCAUCAAUGUGGCCUUCAUAACUCGGGACGCCGCCUCAGUUCAAGAUGCAGCAGCGUCCUUUUCCCAAAGUUACGGAGUAGAAACCGCCGUCAUAGUGGCCGACUUCUCUCUGGGCCAAGCGAGUGUGAUCAAGCCCAUCCAGGAGACUCUGAGGGACAAAGAUGUCGGCUUCUUGGUGAACUGCGUCGAUGAAUCAUCGGCGUCUCCUCUCAGUCUGAUAGAAAUGUCAGAUCAGCUUUUGCUGGGUCAGGUCAACAGGAACGUCGGCGCCACUACUCUGAUGACCCGUUUAGUUCUGCCGGGGAUGCUGCAGCGCAGCAGAGGAGCCGUGGUCAACAUAUCAUCGGGUGCCAACUGUAGACCGUGGCGUGGAGCCGCCACGCUCAGCGCCGUCAGUGGAUAUUUGGACAGUUUCUCUAAAGCGCUUUACUUUGAGUACAGCAGCAGGGGGGUCUUCAUCCAAAGCCUGAUCCCUUUACAGAUUGCUUCACGUGGACUUCCACAUACGUCUUCCAGAGAGAGCUGGUUUGCUCCAAGCCCUGAGGUCUACGCUCGCCACGCCGUCUCCACUCUAGGCAUCUCAAACAGAACCACUGGCUACUGGCCGCACACUCUUCAGUACGGGCUGAUGAAGUGCGUCCCAGAGUGGCUGUGGAUUCUCGGAUCUCGAACGCUCAUCUUCACCGAGAACUAAAAACAUCUUAGAGCAUUGUUGCAGUGUUUUUUGGAGAAAUUUGUUUAAUUUCUUAGUUUGUUGCAGGAAAAGAUCAAAGAUUUCCCUAAAAUAUUUAAAUGCUGUUCUCAACCCCCUCCCGCUUUUCUAUAGAGUUGUGACUUUUUUUCUUUUUUUUUUUUAAUUUAAUGCUGACGUUUAACUUGAGAAAUAACUUUAACCAAUUUUGCUUUACUACUUUGAACUCUGUUACAGUUUGUUUCUUAGAAAAAGCAGCAAAUUUAAGAAGAAAUGGAUGUAAAAUAAUGAACAUUAGACACAGAAAUACAGAACUAAUACAAUAAUAGCAAACAUAACAUUGAGGCUUGGCUUUCAUCUGGAUGAUUUUGAAGUAAAAUGAUUAAAACAUUCCUCUUUUCAUGAAUAUUUUGCUGCAAAAAGCAGUUUGAAGGAACACAAAAAUUGCAGAGUUUUUAAAUUAACUAAAAAAAAAAAAGUGCUGAUUUCAAAUGUUUUUUUGUUAUGCCAAAGCGGGUUUAAAUCCAAAAUGGUUCUUGCACUGAUUGUUUUGUCUUUAACUUAUCUGAGUGGUUUAAACAAAGACGAAUCUCAAGGAGGAGUUUCAUCUUUGAAUUAAAAAAAAAAAAAAUCUGUUGCUGGGCAAAUUUUCCUGUUCUAAGGAGUGAAGUUGUGCAGUGAAAAUGUUCAUAGUUUGGAUUUAAAAGUAAAUAAAAACUCUUACCAA